This is a messenger RNA of Eimeria tenella, 1515 nucleotides long. RefSeq lists its product as uncharacterized. The record is from RefSeq and is a predicted model, not a curated record. Gene Ontology annotation, molecular function: protein binding. The coding region runs from base 1 to 1515 and encodes 504 amino acids. Gene Ontology annotation, biological process: mRNA splicing, via spliceosome. The transcript has 5 exons. NCBI's taxonomy places the organism in Eukaryota, Apicomplexa, Conoidasida, Eucoccidiorida, Eimeriidae. Gene Ontology annotation, cellular component: catalytic step 2 spliceosome.
AUGGAGCGGCUCGAGGGCCCCGGGGAAGCCCCGGAGGAGGAACUUGAAUUCCUCCGUUUCGGGUGUCUGCGCACCUUCCGCUGCGGCGCCAGCUCCGUCAACUCUCUCCUCUUCUUCGGAGACGCAGAUCAUCUUCUAGCUGGCGCUUCGGACAAAACUAUUUACCUUUUGGGGGCGCAGCACGGAGUGCUGCAUGAGUACAAAGGCAAGCAGCUCGCUGCUGCUGCUGCUGCUGCUGCUGCGCGUUGCUGCUGCAGCGGCAGGUUGCUGCUGCAGCUGCGCAGCAGCAGAGGGCCCCCUGCUGCAGCAGCAGGUCGCUGCUGCGGCUCUGCAGCAGCAGAGUGUCCCUUGCUGCUGCGGCUGCGCAGCAGCAGAGUGCCGCCCGCUGCAGCGGCAAGUUGCAGCAAGCUGCUGCUGCACUGCUUUUGUUUUGCUGUAGGAGAACACACGGGAGUUGUGGCCUGCGUUGGGGCCCAUGAUGAACUGACGCAUCUUUUUCUUUCGGGAGGACUUGACAGAAGAGGUAUUCUAUGGGAUGUGACCACUGGUCUCGCUCUUCGGCAGUUCCCGAGGACCGCGCCGAUAAACGCGUGCCUGCUGCGGGGCUCUCCGAGCCCGCUGAGCCACUUGGCAGCUCUGGGGGACUCCGACGGACUUGUGCGUCUUUUUGACAUAAGGGGAGGGGGCCGUCGUUUCGGCUACGUGCAGGUGUUGUCGGACGCGAAAGACGCGAUUUCGAGCAUCGUGGCCGCGCGAGAACGCCUCAUCGUGGCUUCCCUCGACGGCUGCGUGUACACCUACGACCUGCGCAAGGGGGCUCUACAUGUCGACUGCUACGGAAGUCCAAUAACUUGCAUGUCGCUGUCUGCGGAGGAGACUUUGCUGCUGCUGUCCUGCGUGGACGCGAGCCUGCGGCUGGCAGAAGUGACCUCGGGGGAAACUCUGCAUGCGUUUUGGGGCCACUUGCAUUCUUCUUGUGGGGCUUUUCGCAUGCAAAGUUGCUUCUUUGCUGCUGCUCUCCCGCUGCCGCCUCCGGGCGCUGCAGCGGGGCUGUUUGCUGCAGCAGCAGCAGCAGCGCCGGACCCCGACUCGCCCCUCCAGCUCCACCUACAGCAGCAGCAGCAGCAGCAGCAGCAGCCUAAAAGGGCCUUCGAUGAACUCCUCGAGGCCCUUCAAAACUCUAAAUUUAAAUCCAAAGGCAACUCUCUCCAGCCCCUCUUCCCUUACGUCGUUAGCGGCAGCGAAGACGGCUGCAUAUAUUUCUGGGACGUCUUAGCAGCAGCAAGGGGGGGGCCCCCCGGGGGGCCCCCCGAGGGGCCCCCCGGGGGGCCCCCCGACUCCUGGGGGCCCCCCGGGGGCCCCCAGGGGGCCCCCCGCUUCCUGGGGGCCCUUCAAGAAGGGGUCCAUGGAAAAGCCCAUGAGGCCCCGGCACUUGUAGUCAAAAGCGAUUUGCUGUCGCAGCGGCUGUGCACAGCAGCAACAGAUGGCACAGUGAAAUUGUGGCGGCAGCUCUGA